Messenger RNA from Microsporum canis CBS 113480, 772 nucleotides. RefSeq names its product 60S ribosomal protein L35. Gene Ontology annotation, cellular component: cytosolic large ribosomal subunit; ribosome. Gene Ontology annotation, biological process: maturation of LSU-rRNA from tricistronic rRNA transcript (SSU-rRNA, 5.8S rRNA, LSU-rRNA); translation. The record is from RefSeq and is a predicted model, not a curated record. NCBI's taxonomy places the organism in Eukaryota, Fungi, Ascomycota, Eurotiomycetes, Onygenales, Arthrodermataceae. Gene Ontology annotation, molecular function: structural constituent of ribosome; mRNA binding. The transcript is spliced from 4 exons. Bases 80 to 457 code for a protein of 125 amino acids.
UUUGACAUUCCACGAGAAACUUCGACAUUCAGCUUCGUCAAGGUCAGCAUCAACAUCGACAGCACCGCAACCAGUCACCAUGUCGUCCGCCAAAGUCAAGACCGGCCAGCUCUGGGGCAAGAGUAAAGACGACCUCAUGAAGCAGCUCGAUGAAUUGAAGACUGAGUUGGGCCAGCUCCGUGUUCAGAAGAUCGCUGGAGGUUCUUCCUCGAAACUCACCAGAAUCCACGAUCUCCGCAAGUCCAUUGCAAAGGUCCUCACAGUCAUCAACGCGAACCAGCGCUCGCAACUCCGCCUUUUCUACAAGAACAAGAAAUACCUCCCACUUGACCUCCGAGCAAAGAAGACCCGCGCCAUCCGACGACGACUCACCCCUCACCAAGCUGCUCUCAAGACCGAGAAGCAGAAGAAGAAACUGAUGCACUUCCCCCAGAGGAAAUAUGCCGUUAAGGCAUAAAUGUCUCUUUUUCUCUUCUGGUUCAAAGUUUCAAAAAGCGGCGCAUUUCCCCCUUGGUUGAGCUUGCUGCGUCUUUACGAAUAGCUGUGGAUGUAUCAAUAGAAGAUGCAAUGACGCAGCAAUUAUGAAAAAAAUGGAAAAUAAUAUUUUCAAAUUCAGCUCCUCCUACGAUUCCCCGACGUAUAACUCGUUUUUUUAAUAUGCUGGGGAGGUGCGCGCUUUUUAUGCGUGGGCCAACCGGUUGCCUGGAUAUGACUCGACGAGAGUUUUGUCCGUUAUAGAUACCACUGCGUUUCGGUAGUUUCCUCUACUAUU